GGACCCAGGAUUUCGCCAUCCCUCUCUCUAUUCGGGGCCGCUCGUGAGGGAAGAGUGCCCGGGCCCAACCGGACCUCCUUCCCCGUCCUCCUCGACUGACGUCUCUUGGGACCUUUCUUUCCAGAUCAGAAACCGGCAGACGAAGCUUGGAAUUACUUGUCCCAGAACAAGAGUCCAUGGACCUGAGCCGCCGAGCAGGUACCACCACUUUGACCAGGGCCCAUCUGAACCACGAGGGAGGCCAGCAGGACACGGACCCCUGGAGAACUGCCUGCAGCCCUGUGGGCACCUCCAAGUUCAAGUACCAGGCCCCAGUCUCCCCACAGCAGAGCCUGUACCGGGGAGGCAGCCCCCUAAGGCAGAUCCACUUGGAGGAGGUCCGGCCUCCACCCCCAACGGCCAUCAGUAGGGACUCUCUGUCCUCGGGGUUGGACCCACAGUGUGGGUCUCCGAGGAAGGCAGAUUACAGACCCUCCUCGAGGGAGAGCAGGGCUUCUAUCCGAGAGGGGGCUCCGCUGUGCCAGGGACUGAAGGAAGGUCCCAACGCGGGAGCCCAGGACCAGGAGAGCAGCGUCAUUCUUGACAACAUUCGUCACAAGUUUGGGAGCAACAUGGUGGACGAGCUGGUCUCUGAGGAGCAGGCUCAAAGGGCCAUCGGUGAAGGCUCUGAGGGCCAGAAGAGGGCCACCUCGUGGCCCAGCAGGACCCAGAGUCCCAUGGGAAUCAACGCCAUCUUCUCAGACUACUAUGAUCUGGGCUACAACAUGCGGUCCAACUUGUUUCAAGGUUCAAAGCUCAGCUCUGCCACUCCCUGGGUGUGGCCUCAGGCAAGAUCCUUCACCUCUUUCGGCCUCGGUCACCUCCUUGGCACCGUGGGGAUAAUAAUGAUGCUGUGGCCCUCAGUGGGUCAGUGACAGGAUUCUGAAGUGCCGCAUGAAGCCGCUUGGCCUGGGGCUCCAAAUGCUCCAAUGAAUCUCCAGUAAUGUGAUCUUCCCAAUCUUGCAAGAAAAUGUUAUUCCUUUGGAUAGAGGAAGAGGCCAAAGCUCUGAGAGGUUAAACACUGGCCUGAAGUCACACUCCAUGAAUGGCAGAGCUGGUGUUUGAACCCAGGCCCACCUCCUCACACCCCUACCUUCCACAGUCCACCAUCCAUUGGGGAAACUGACAUCCAGGUAUGAAACCCUGAGUGCCUGACCUUCGUUGACUUGAGGCUUCUGGGGAUUUCUUUAU
Messenger RNA from Panthera uncia (snow leopard), 1230 nucleotides. RefSeq names its product testis expressed 33 (gene CIMIP4). The transcript is spliced from 6 exons. Bases 177 to 914 code for a protein of 245 amino acids. Lineage: Eukaryota; Metazoa; Chordata; Mammalia; Carnivora; Felidae. The record is from RefSeq and is a predicted model, not a curated record.